AUGCCAGAGGACGUAUGUUUCGUUGUAGCACUGAUGCUGGCUGCUGUCCUAGCAGCUGCAGGGCUUCCCUCGGAGAACAUUGUGUACCCCAGAAUACUUCAAUCGAGAGAUCUGAAUGGCGAAAAGACGCUCUACAUUCGACCCGGACUCGUGCUGAGCCUCGAAAAGAGCAGAGUGUUCUCAGACAACUUUAUUUUCUCAGAAGACGACGGCGUAAAUCGACACGACAAACUCAUGAAUGGCAAGGACCUAGAAAACAAUUUUUAUCAAGACAGAAACCGCGCCUCUGUUGUGUUUGUUGAUGAAGAAAAGGGAGCUGUGGAAGUGAGAGGAAUCCUGAACAACAAAUUCUCAAUCGAGCCAGUCGCAUCGAGUCGCAGGUCAGAAGAUGAUCUCGUUGCUCACAGAUUAUUAGAUCUUGAGGACAUCGAUAAUCCACUCGGCGACAAAUCUGUUCAAGAUCUAAGCCUCUCAGCACAGGAUGUCGGCCUGUCCACCCCUGAAGCGACUGGAAGAAACCUCGAGAACUUACCGGAAGAAUUUGUCGUAGAAGUCAGAAUAUUUUCAGACCCUUCCUUUGGCCCAAACAAAACCAUGGAUGAUUUAAUCCAGUAUUUUGGCCUUGUAAUGAGUAAGGUGAACCAGUAUUACAAACAACUGUCCAAGCCUAAAGUGCAGUUCAUCGUCCUGAGCAUUACAAGACUCACGAACUACACGUUCACUCGUCUCAUUCCCGAUCCUGAAGAUGAUCGAUCGCUUAUUGAUCUAUGCGGAACCAUGGGCAGCUUCUCCAAAUACGUGAACGCAACGUUGACGAAGGACACGCAGGAUGCUGUUAUCUAUGUCACGUCGCUCUUGAAUGGCUUUAUUAGUGGAUGCGGAUUUUCUUGCCGCGUGUGCGAGGAGAGCCCCAUCACCACUCAAACGCUGACAUUUGGCCCACCUGGAACAGGGGGGCCCUACGUCAUAGCUCACCAACUGGGUCACCUGCUCGGAAUGUCUCACGAAGGAAGUCCUCCUGAGUAUUACACACCGGGCAAUAAAAAUCUCCGUUGCGAAAAGAAGGACUUCGGAUCUGUUAUGGGCUCCGGCCAACCACCGCACUAUUUCUCGCAUUGCGUUCAAGACCAGGCGAGAGGAUGUCUGAUGACAAAGACGAAGCAAUGCUUUGAACUGACGGGGGGCAAGAAAAUCUUCUGA
Ixodes scapularis (black-legged tick) is the source of this 1200-nucleotide messenger RNA. RefSeq names its product venom metalloproteinase antarease-like TtrivMP_A. Lineage: Eukaryota; Metazoa; Arthropoda; Arachnida; Ixodida; Ixodidae. Gene Ontology annotation, biological process: proteolysis. Gene Ontology annotation, molecular function: metalloendopeptidase activity. The record is from RefSeq and is a predicted model, not a curated record.